Rotaria sordida is the source of this 1179-nucleotide messenger RNA. NCBI's taxonomy places the organism in Eukaryota, Metazoa, Rotifera, Eurotatoria, Philodinida, Philodinidae. The record is from the annotation of a GenBank genome assembly.
AUGCACUAUAUUUUUAUAUUCCUUUUAUUAAUCUUUUUUAUAUGUUUCACUCAAUCGCAAAAAUUUACAGAGGAAAGUCCUUAUAUAGGUAUUCGUUUAAUGGAUCUUAAACUAAAUGCAUGGAAACCUGAUAUGACAAAUAAAAUAGAAAAAGUACUCGAUUCUGAAUUGAAAUAUACUGAUGAGAAAAAAGGUAUUGCAUGUAAAUCAAUUUAUUUUGAACAAGAAAAAAACUAUCCAAAACAAGAUGGACGUUUUCUUGAUUUGAGUAUUCAAGGUAUAUGCAUUGAUGAUGACGAUAAAAAUCAUCAUAUCGAUAAAGAUUUAAUAACUAAAGCUAUAAUACGACGAAAAGAUGAAGUUAAUGCAGCGAUUGGUGCACUUGUUUUUCGUAUCGGUAAUGUAAAAUUAUAUGAACGUAAUCGAAAUAAACUUAAUCUAAUUAUUAUACCUGUAUCAAUUGGAUUUGUUGUAUUCUUAUUUGUUCUCACAUUUUUCUUACGUCGGAUGAGAGCUAAACAAAAACGUAAUCAUAUUAUAUCAGAAUUACAGAAGAAAAAAGAAGCUAGUGCAAAAAAAGUUCAAACAAUAGCUAAUAUUGAUCCACAUGCAAAUGAUAAACAACGUUUAUUACAACUUGAUCCAGCUGUUGUUGGUAAUGUAUCAGAUACAAUGGGUAGUCCAAAAGAAUUUACUAUAGAACAAUAUUCACCUGUAAUUCGUGGCAAUGCAAUAAAUACUAGUGAUAAUCGUUUUCAUAAUCGUGAUUAUCAAGGAACAUCAUCAUCACCAUCAGUAAUACCUUCAAAAGAAAAUCGUACAACAUAUUUAAAUCGUGAUGAUGAAACACAAUUUCAAACACAACGAACAUUAAAAUCUAGUCGUGAACGUAUGCAUGUACCAUAUGAAAAUGAAUCACAUUUUCCACCAACUAAUUCACAAUAUCGUUAUGAGCCACAACAUUCGAAUAUGGUUUCUAUGCAUGAACAACAUCCACGUGUUGUUGUUCGAUCAAUACGAGAUGAUGGAAACUAUUCAACAUAUCAUCAACAACCAUAUGAAGAAUCAUCACAAAAAUUUGUAUCUAUACCAGUACAAAUUGAACAUAGUGGUUCUUACCAACGAUUUGUUGCACCUCCUUAUCAUUCUGAUCCUUAUUAUCCACAUACUAAUACAUAA